GACAGGCUCAUGUUUCAUAUAAGAUCAGGAAGUCCAUAACAGUGAGUCAGAGAUCUGCUUUGCUCAUUCUGGGAAAUGGUUAGUUAAGCAGUCAAACUGUCUUUGGAGUUCUUCAUUUUCCCAGCUUUUAUCACAAUUCCCCUGUGAGUUCAGGUUACAGGGUGCAUGUCUUUUUUCAAAGCUUCCCCAGGGGUCUCUGUUGCUUUUUUAAAGAUUCACCACAGAGACCUCCCGGGUCCUCGUGCUCGGCUGCUGUCCUGUGUGGCAACAUUUUGUCUCUUCAGCUGGGUCAUAUCACAAUUAUGAUUCAAAACUGCAGGCUAUUACAGUUCCCUUGCAAAUAGUAAGAAAGCAAACGUCCGUUUCUGUAAAGUGCGUGUUAAGCUGCAGCCAGCAGCCGGUUAGCUUAGCUUAGCAUAGCAUAAAAACUUGAAACAGCUUGCUUGCCUCUGUUCAAAGGCAGAAAAGGGAAAAAUGAAAGAAAAACAACAAGCUCCUCUGAAGUCACUAAUUAAAUCUCAUUUGUUUAAUCCAUACAUAAACAGUAAAAAUGUAAAAAAAAUUAUCAUUUGCAGUUUUAUAGUGGUUCAUGUGCUGGCUUGCUGGUCAUUUUUUUUUACUUUGUUUUUUGUUCACCUGUUUUCAGUCUUAAUGCUAAGCUAAGCUAAGCUAAGUGGCUACUGGGGGUACUUUCCCUGUUUUGGUUCAGUCAUCUCUUGUCAGCUCAUCAUUUACAGAAACCAAAGGCCUACAUCCUGCCUAUCAUCAGAUAGCUUACAGGCAAAGUUAGUAACCAGCUGGUGAACGUAUUGGAGCAGUUAGCAGCAAAAGAGCCAGAUAUUACCCUCAGGAGCUAGUGGAGACCAAAAAAAUACAUGUACAGAUACAAAACACAUCACACAAUGAAACAGGAUUGUUGUGGAACUCAAAAUGUUAACUGUACCAUUCUAACUCUAUGCACAUCAGAUAAUUAAUCCUCAGAUAAUUCAACAUCAUUCAUCAUUCAUUCAACAUCAUCAUCAGAGAAUUAGUAACAUUAACUGUAAAAUAAGAAAUUAUAGCAGUAUGUGAUUCCUUAACUCUCACAUUUACAUCAUUUUCAGCUAUACGUCAAGACCAUAGGCAAAUAUCUAAAACUCAGUUAUGGCUGUCGGUGCCACCCCAAGAUUUUCAGUUGUCCCAUCUGCCCACCCCGAUGAAAAAAAAUGUGGGGCACCACUGGUUGUAAGGCAAUUUUAUGAUAGUGCUGAACCUUCUUCUGAUGUCCUCAAGAGGCCAAAAAAAAGUUAUUGCAGGUCAGGUUUAAACUUCCAUCAUAGCUCUCCUGUUCCAGUCUACAAUAAAGCCUCCUUUUUUCGGUCAGUUCACUGUCCAACAAGUAGCUAUAAAGUCCAAGAGUGCCAGUGUGUCUGUGUGUAGAGACUCCAUGGAUACCUGCAACAGCAGUCCCUUGUCCCCUCGUUUAAAAGGCUUCAACUUUGAAAAGGAGAGAAGAAGGAUGCAAAAGACGUGUGUGUGUGUAUGUGUGUGUGUGCGCGUGUUUGUGUAUGUGUGUGUUUCCCAUGUCUACAUUACGCAGACCAGUUGAUGGCCUCCCCCUCAGAGCUCAGUCUUUGUCACAAAGUGUAGACCACAGUACUGUUUUAACAGCUUCUAUUGUUGCUCUCUGUGUCCAGUCCAAACGUGUUACUCCUUCUUGUUUUUACUCUCUGGAAUAAAGACAUGCUUUAAACGAGUGGCAGUGGCAGUACGUGUGGAGCUAAACUGCAGUCAGGACCACAAAAUGUUUGUCACUAUCCUGCUUGGAGACAAUAGGAUGGAAAUGUUAAAUCUCAACUGUAAGCUGAUAAACUUCAUCCAUCAUUUGAAGGAGAGGUGCGGUCUGGAUUUCAAAGAGUGUGUGGACCUGAUGGACAGCAGCGGCAGAGUGAUGAACCUGGAGAAGAAGCAGCAAAGUGUGGCUCUGGCCAGCAGCGUGCUGGCAGAGAGACAAUACUACAUCCUCCUACGAGUUUGCAGAGAUGAUGACACUGGAGAUCGUAAAUAUGUGUCUCUCCUAAACAACUUCAGCCAGAGUCAUCCUGAGCUAACAGAGCUGCUGAGGAAACUUUCUAACCCCGAGAAGGAGACGGACAGAAAGAUCAGAAGAGGACGGACACAGAGGAAGAGUCCUGCUGGCCAAACCAGGAGCAAAAACAUCCCUGCAAAUAACAAAUAGGCACCAAAUUGAAACGUUUCUGUAACGACUUUAAAGCUAUAGUUGAUGACUUUUAAGCAAGUACUUUUGUAUCAUAUUUGCUAAAACUUUCACUAUAUUCUGAAAGAC
This is a messenger RNA of Plectropomus leopardus (leopard coralgrouper), 2326 nucleotides long. It is a transcript of the gene c8h22orf15, whose product is annotated as chromosome 8 C22orf15 homolog. NCBI's taxonomy places the organism in Eukaryota, Metazoa, Chordata, Actinopteri, Perciformes, Serranidae. The record is from RefSeq and is a predicted model, not a curated record.